This is a messenger RNA of Amoebophrya sp. A120, 660 nucleotides long. The record is from the annotation of a GenBank genome assembly. Lineage: Eukaryota; Dinophyceae; Syndiniales; Amoebophryaceae.
AGACGAAGAGAGCAACGGGAAAUCAGCAACUACAUCAUCGGAGAAAAAAACAACGACAGCGAGUUCAUCUUCGAAAACCGCCCGGUUCCAUUAUCAAAUGCAAAAAUGUCUGGGUCUGGAACUUUGCGCGACUUGUCAUGCAGGUUUUCCAUGCCCCAUAUGAUCUGUAAUGGAGGACCUAGCAUAAGAGAUUCCGUGAGAUCACUGUCAUGCGUAUCCUGCAUGAGAAACUGCCUCUCAACUUGAACAAAAGUGGACAGCAUUUGGUAAUCAUGCAACACAGAUUUUUGCGUGAUUCAGAUUUAGCAUGACAAGUUCCGACCUUCCAGACCCAGACAUUUUUGCAUUUGAUAUCCAUUUCAACAGUACGACGAUCGACCAAAACACGAAAAUCGAGCACGCAAAUAUCCUGUGCAAAAGUAUCGCACUCGUAUUGCAAUCAUGCAUUACAAAUUCUUUUCUUGAGGUAAAUCCGCAUUACAAAUUUCAUUUCUCACGCUGAGGAAAUUUGUGAUGCAUUUGUACGAAUGCGAUACUUUUGCAAUGCAUAGCAAAACUGCUCCUGCAAGUGGGGAUCCUCUCUUCGAACCAGUUCUUCGGGCAUCGGGAGAUCCUGCACAGCCGGCUCCUCCCGGUGUCCCUUGUUUCCGACGGUUUCUG